Spirometra erinaceieuropaei is the source of this 1263-nucleotide messenger RNA. NCBI's taxonomy places the organism in Eukaryota, Metazoa, Platyhelminthes, Cestoda, Diphyllobothriidea, Diphyllobothriidae. The record is from the annotation of a GenBank genome assembly.
AUGGAUCACCUGACUGCGCUCUUCCAGGAGAUGUGGCGUCAAGGUGAAGUCCCUCAAGACUUCAAGGACGCAACAAUCGUGCACCUAUACAAGCGCAAAGGGAAUCGCCUAGUCUGCGACAAUCACCGUGGCAUCUCCUUGCUGAACAUCGCCGGGAAGAUCUUCGCUCGCAUCCUUCUCAACCGCCUCAAUAACCACCUGGAGCAGGGCCUUCUGCCGGAAAGCCAGUGCGGCUUCCGUCGUCAUCGUGGGACCACGGAUAUGAUCUUCGCCGCCCGUCAACUUCAGGAGAAGUGUCAGGAGAUGCGGACCCACCUGUACUCUACCUUCGUGGACCUGACGAAAGCCUUCGACACGGUGAAUCGUGAAGGACUGUGGAAGAUCAUGCAGAAAUUCGGCUGUCCGGAGCGAUUCCCUCAGAUGGUACGUCAGCUGCACGACGGUAUGAUGGCGCGAGUCAUGGACAACGGAGCUGUCACAGAGGCAUUCGCAGUGACCAACGGAGUGAAGCAGGGCUGCGUAAUGGCACCAACCCUCUUCAGUCUCAUGUUCUCUGCCAUGCUGAUGGACGCCUACCGCGACGAACGCCCCGGGAUUCGCAUCGCCUACAGGACGGACGGUCACCUGCUGAAUCAACGGCAGAUGCACUUCCAAUCACGCGUAUCCACAACAACCGUUCACGAACUCCUCUUCGCCGACGACUGCGCCCUAAACACCACCUCAGAAAAGGAGAUGCAGCGGAGCAUGGACCUGUUCUCCGCCGCCUGCGAGAACUUCGGUCUGGUCAUUAACAAGCAGAAGACGGUGGUGAUGCACCAACCGCCACCCGACUCAGUCACAGCCCCCAAGGCGCUGCCGCAAAUCAGCGUGAACAGAACCCACCUGCAAAUGGUGGAGAACUUCCCGUACCUGGGCAGUACUCUCUCCCGCACCACCAAGAUUGAUGACGAAGUCGCCAACAGGAUCUCGAAAGCCAGUCAAGCCUUCGGUCGUCUCCAAAGCACAGUUUGGAAUCGUCACGGUCUUCAACUGAACACGAAGCUGAAGAUGUACAAGGCCGUUAUCCUGCCGACGCUACUGUACGGAGCAGAGACCUGGACGGUGUACAGGAGGCAGGCACGCCGUCUGAACCACUUUCACCUCAGUUGUCUUCGUCGCAUCCUGCGGGUGAACUGGCAGGAUCGCAUCCCCGACACUGAUGUGCUGGAACGGACGGGAAUGGUCAGCAUCUACGCCAUACUGAGGCAAAUUCAGCUGCGCUAG